Gavia stellata (red-throated loon) is the source of this 1895-nucleotide messenger RNA. RefSeq names its product dynein axonemal assembly factor 11 (gene DNAAF11). The coding region runs from base 24 to 1895 and encodes 623 amino acids. Gene Ontology annotation, molecular function: protein binding. NCBI's taxonomy places the organism in Eukaryota, Metazoa, Chordata, Aves, Gaviiformes, Gaviidae. The record is from RefSeq and is a predicted model, not a curated record. The transcript has 15 exons.
UGUAUGAAACAGUCCUUUUCAAGAUGUAUGGAAUAUCACAUGUUGCAUCGACACCAGGAGCAAGUUCAACAGCAUUUGAUGGAGAACAUAGACGCAGCCUCCCACAACGUAUUUUUCCAAGUUAUGCUUGUGCCUUUUUGGAUGAUGGCCCUGCCUACGAGUGUUGUUCCACAAAUCCUCUGACAGACUCCCUUUCCACAUGUCGCCGCAGCCCUCGACUGCUUUCUAACGGUUAUUACAUUUUGACAGAAGACAGUUUUCUGUCUGGUGAAGAGGGCAACAUAACACUGACACCAUCCCAGACAAGUGUUACAUAUAAAGAGAAUUUAGUUCGUGUAUUCAGGCGAAGGAAGAAAAUCCGUCGCUCUCUUGCCAGCUUGUUCAGUCUUGGUGCCUCCAGUUCAUGGCUUAGCAGCACCGUCCUCAGCAAUAUGGAUUCCUCCCAUGUAGAUGAUCCUUGGCCUGAUGGAUGCAAUAAACUAGAAGCCAGUCAGAGUGAUAUUGUCACUGAAGAUCUUGUUAGAAGACGUGCAGAACAUAACAACUGUGAAAUUUUUUCACUGGAAGAAAUCUCUUUACAUCAGCAAGAAAUAGAAAAACUAGAGUAUCUUGACAAAUGGUGUCGAGAUUUAAAAAUUCUCUAUCUUCAGAAUAAUCUAAUUCCCAAAAUUGAAAAUGUGGGCAAACUAAAGAAGCUGGAAUAUUUAAAUGUAGCUUUGAACAACAUUGAAAGAAUUGAAAAUCUGGAAGGCUGUGAAGAACUGAAGAAGCUUGACCUGACAGCAAAUUUCGUUGGUGAACUCUCCAGUAUUGAAACCCUAAAAUAUAAUAUACAUCUGAAGGAACUGUUUCUAGUGGGUAACCCAUGUACUGAAUUUGAAGGUUAUAGACAGUUUGUGGUGGCAACUCUUCACCAAUUAAAAUGUUUGGAUAGUAAAGAAAUAGAACGUUCAGAGAGGAUUCAAGCACUUCAAAACUAUCCAGAAGUGAAACAGAAAAUCAGAGAACAGGAACAAGCUUACCUUCUCAAACGGGCCAGAGAAAAAGAAGAGGCUCAAAGAAAGGUGCGGGAAAGAAAGGACAAGAAACAAAACCAAAUGGAAUCUAAGCUUGGAUUUGACAGCCCAGUCUCCCUACAGAACAAAGAAGACCAUCAGGCAGAAGGAGACAGAGAACAAGAAAUGUGGAGAACAGUUGAAGAUGAUGAAGAGGACAGAAGAUUUUGGGAGGAGCCUACACCAUAUACUCCAGAAUCUAGAUUGGAAACUCACAGAUACAUUGAAGAAAAACGGAGAACUAAAGACAAUAUAAGGGGAUCGAAAAAGAGAGAGAAGCCUCUUCAUACAUUGAUCACUGCAGAAGGAAAAGUUCUGAAUGUGAACGUGCCUAAGCUUCAUUUCUCUGUGAAAGAUGAUGAAGAAAACAACCAGAUCAUCUUGGAUCUUGCAGUUUACAGACAUUUGGACACAUCUCUGCUUGAUGUUGAUGUCCAGCCAACUUACAUACGAGUACUGGUGAAGGGAAAGCCUUUUCAGCUUGUGCUCCCUGAGGAAGUGAACCCAGACAGCAGCUCUGCUAAAAGAUCACAAACAACUGGUCAUUUAGUUGUCAGCAUGCCAAAGGCUAAAGGAAUAAUCCUGGCUAAGCAAAAAGUAUCAACUUCAAUUAAAGAUUCCGACUGCAAUACACUGCAAAAAAGUGCAGGAAGGAGUGUACAAGUUGAGAAAUUAGAAGUGGAUCCCAGUAAAUAUUCAUUCCCUGAUGUGACAAAGAUAAUCCAAGAAAAGGAACUAAUUGGACAGGGACCUAUUAGGCUACAACCACAGAAGAUUAGAGAGACUAAGAAGAGUUAUGCUGAUUUUGAAAAUAAUGAAGAUGUUCCUCCCUUAAUUUGA